UUAAUCGAUAUUUCAAUAAAAAGUAGAAAUACCUGCUGUUCUUAUCGUAAGAGUUAUAUAAUAUAUUUAAAAAAAUGUUAUCUGAUUUUAUGAUCUAAUAAGAAUAACCUCAAAAAAUGUAAUAAACAGUUUCUAUCCACGUAAGCAAAAGUUCAGAGUUAUUUGAAAAUUUUGUGGUAACCGCUAUUAUUGUAAUUGAAAGGUUGUCAUUCGAUAAAUAACAGUAGAUAAAAAAAAAUUAAUAAAUAUACGUAUACCAAUAGCGUAACUCAACGUGUACAAGUCUAUAUGUCAUAUGUUACAUCAAUAUCACACAAAUGCUAGAAAAAUCGUAAUGACGAACAAGAAUCAACACUAUCGUUCGCAUAAAAUAUCCCUAAAUCGCACAAGUGAAACAGCUGAUUCAGCAAUCAUAGAUUUUAUGUUUCUAAAUUAAUUAAUUUAAAUAACUUAUUUAUUUUUUUUAUAAUCAAUUGUUAAAUAACAUAUCUUGCUGGGUUGAUCACUGAAGAACAUAGUAUGUAAACACCUGAAUUAUUCAAUGUCUGAUAAAAACAAGCUGCUACUAUGUCCACGUAUGUGCUUACGUUUGUUGAUAACUGAUAAUAAAGUAUCUAAAAGUGAAUAAUAUACAGUAAAAAACGAUAUAUUCGUUAUGUGUGAAUGGUGUUAAAAUAGGAAAAAAUAUGAAGUUGGGUCAUAAAUUUGUAUUUCUACUUUGGGUAGCUUUUUUAAUGCUAUCCACAGCAGAGUUGACCGGGAAUAAAGAGGAAGAAGAUGAAGAUAGUUCAAAAAUACAAAGUGAUAAUAAAAAUAUGAUAGAUGAGUUUGAUGAUGACGAUGAUUUCGAGACAAUUUAUAAACAAUUACGUCAAGACCAAUCAUUUAGAGAUUCUAUUAUUAAUUUAGUACCGGCGACAGAUUCUGUUCUUACAGAAACGACAUCCAAACGAUCUAAAGAUAGUUCAAAUGAAAAUGAAGAAUCAGAUAAAGAAUUAGAUAAUUCUGUAGGAACAACGGCAUUAUUACAUAUGAUUGCUAAAAAAAUAGCAUUGGACUCUUUAACAAGUUUAUCUAAGGGUGUAGAAGAAGUUCCAACGUGGGAUGAUGAACCAGAAGAAGAGAUCGUUGAAGAAGAACCUAAAGAACCUUUGACUCCCGAACAAGUAGAAGCUGAAGAAUUAUUUCAAAAAGCACAAGCUUUGCUUAACGCCACGAGAAGUAAUAAAGCGGAAGCUUAUAAGCUAAUAUCAGGGGCAGCGACACUUGGUCAUGCAGAAGCAAGGUCAAUGUUGGCGUGGGCUCAACUACUUGGAACACAAACUGGACUUCCAUCGGCAACACAAGAUAUUCCAGCUGCUUUACAAACAUUUAAAGAAUUAGUACAAACCGGUUUACCUUCAGCUCAUAUGGGAAUGGGAUUUUUUUAUGCCAUGGGUCUUGGAGGAGUAAACGCAUCCCAAGCAAAAGCUUUAUUGCAUUACACUAUCGGAGCAAUUGGUGGAGAUACUCGAGCGCAAAUGGCAAUUGGAUAUCGUUAUUCUGCUGGUGUUUCUACGAUAAGUUCAUGUGAAAAAGCUUUAGAUUUUUAUCGUAAAGUAGCUAAUAAAGUUGCUGACCAAGUUACAUUAAGUGGAGGGCCAAUGAUUCAACGAAUCCGGUUGUUGGAUGAACAGGAAAAUCCUGAAUAUAACUCUGGAAUUUUGAAUGAUGAUUUAAUAGAAUAUUAUCAGCUAUUGGCAGAAAGAGGCGAUGUACAAGCACAAGUAGGAUUAGGACAGCUCCAUUAUCAAGGAGGCAGAGGAGUUCCUCUCGAUCAUCAACGUGCUCUUGAUUAUUUCCAACAUGCUGCAAAUGCUGGAAAUGCUAUUGCUAUGGCCUUCUUAGGAAAGAUUUAUUUAGAAGGAAGUGAUAUCGUCCAGCAAGAUAAUGAAACAGCUUAUAAAUAUUUUGCAAGUGCAGCAAUGUUAGGAAAUCCAGUUGGUCAAAGUGGAUUAGGUCUUAUGUAUCUUCAUGGAAGAGGUGUUGAAAAAGAUACUGCUAAAGCUUUGCAAUAUUUUAGUCAAGCUGCUGACCAAGGUUGGGUUGAUGGCCAGUUACAAUUGGGAAAUAUGUAUUUUAGUGGAAUUGGUGUAAAACGUGACUACAAACUCGCUAACAAAUAUUUUAGCCUUGCAAGCCAGUCUGGUCAUGUUUUGGCAUUCUAUAAUUUAGCUCAAAUGCAUGCCACUGGGACAGGAACAAUGCGUAGUUGUUCGACAGCAGUGGAAUUAUUUAAAAAUGUUGCAGAGCGAGGGAAAUGGAGUAGUCAACUGAUGACAGCACACACUGAUUACCGUGAAGGUAGAAUUGAUCAAGCGUUUAUCAGAUAUGCUCUUCUGGCAGAAAUGGGAUAUGAAGUAGCACAAAGCAAUGCUGCAUUCAUAUUAGACAGAGAAGAAACUACUGUCGUUACUCCAAAAGAUGGAUUAGUGAUGGCAUUGGGCUUUUGGGCUCGUGCUGCUGCUCAAAGCUAUUCUCCGGCUUGGGUAAAACUUGGAGAUGCACACUAUUAUGGUCGAGGAACUCGUGUUGACUAUGAAGCAGCGGCUAGAUAUUAUCGUUUGGCGUCUGAUCAACAACAUAAUGCCCAGGCCAUAUUUAAUUUAGGUUAUAUGCAUGAACGUGGGCUUGGCUUGGCACGAGACCGACAUUUAGCUAAAAGGUGCUAUGAUUUAGCAGCGGAAGCGAGCCCUGACGCACGAAUACCUGUGGCAUUAGCUCUUAUCAAAUUGUUUUUCUUAUUUGGUCUUGACUAUUUCCAAGAAUUCAGUUUUUCUGAACAUUUGAACAAAUGGGACCAGUUAUUCGGUCAAAACUGGGAUUUAUAUCUUAUUGGAGUGUUUACGGGCAUGUUGAGUCUUAUCAUAUAUUUCCGAAGGCCGCAACCUCCUCAACAACAACAACAACAACAACAACAACAACAACAACAACAACAACAGAAUCAACAACAACAAAAUCAACCACCACAACAACGGGACAGAGCAAAUGCGCAACCUGUUAACUAGUUGAUUUGCAAAUUUAAAAAUCGAGUUCAGAGUCAAUUGUUCGAUUUAUCAUUUUUCAGUAUCAACUUCACAACUGUUUUGUUAACUUUUUUAUUACAUCAAUAACUGUAUAAAUUAUAAACAUAAAUAAUUUUUAAGAAAUCACUGAUACUACUGACUUUGUAUACUUUUUUGGUGUGAUACUAAUAAAAAUUGACUCUGAUCUCAGUUUUAUUUGAGAUUACGUCGAAUUGUUGGUUUUUUGAACUAACUUAAGUUUCGAUGUUGCCAAGUGAGAAUAUUGUCAAGAACCAAAUACCUGUUAAUGACUGAAGUUUGUAUUAUGAAAAGAUAAAAGAGUGUAGAAAAAAACAAAUAAAUAAUUAAAUUCUUAUAAAGUUGUAUUCUCAUCCAUAA
This is a messenger RNA of Chelonus insularis, 3443 nucleotides long. It is a transcript of the gene Hrd3, whose product is annotated as HMG-coA reductase degradation 3. The transcript has 5 exons. Lineage: Eukaryota; Metazoa; Arthropoda; Insecta; Hymenoptera; Braconidae. Gene Ontology annotation, cellular component: endoplasmic reticulum membrane. Gene Ontology annotation, molecular function: protein binding. Gene Ontology annotation, biological process: ERAD pathway. The record is from RefSeq and is a predicted model, not a curated record. The coding region runs from base 687 to 3047 and encodes 786 amino acids.